This is a messenger RNA of Cicer arietinum (chickpea), 1562 nucleotides long. Its product is annotated as zinc finger protein 4-like. The record is from RefSeq and is a predicted model, not a curated record. Gene Ontology annotation, biological process: negative regulation of abscisic acid-activated signaling pathway. NCBI's taxonomy places the organism in Eukaryota, Viridiplantae, Streptophyta, Magnoliopsida, Fabales, Fabaceae.
CAAAUUUUUCAUAUACUUAGUGAAAAAUGGACCAGAAUAGGUCAAGAUUCAGUCAAGAAGAGUUUCUUACAUAAAGAGAUGAGUGUGAUUUUCAAAUCUGAAUUGGCUACACAUAUCUUGUUCAACCUUGAAUUUCAAUCAUACAUUUACAAUUUAUGUGGUUUAGUGGUCCAUAUUUUGGAUUCUUGUUUUAUUGAUUAUUUUCUUACAGUAGUCAAAAGAAGCAGAAUAGACUAAGGAAUCUAAUAGUGGCCUCUAGGUCAAAUACAAAGGAUAAAAUGAACUUUAUUUUGAAGAAAAACAAAUUAAAGAGAAUAUUUGGUCAUUUGCUUUCAGAUCUACCAUAAGUGAAAUCAGGUGUUAAUAAAUAUCUAUCAUUGUGAAGUUGUGGUCAAGGUGAGGUAUCAAUAGCCUUUACUGUUACAUUCUGCCUUCAACUAUACCACAAAAAUUCAAAUAUUUAGUGCUUAGUACUUUCACUAUUUAGGUAGACCAACAUAUUGCAAAACAUACAAAGCAAGCUCCUAGCUAGUACAAAUGCUUUUGUAUCAGAAAGUCCACUUAUCAACCACUUUGAAUCACAACUAUGUAACUGUGUCUGGCUUCCAGGACUAAUUAGCUUCUAGAAAGGAAGUUAUAUAAAGCAUAGAACCGAACAGUUCUUUGACUGCAAGCUCAUAAACAGAUGAUGUUCUGGUGGUAGAUUGCUAGACUCAUUUAGUGAAUUAGCUUAAAAGCUAAAUCAUGAAACCAAAAUUUGAUCUUGAAGUAGAGGCCUCAGCAGAAUAUGAAUCUGAAGCUAGUAGCCAGGUUGAAACCUCUCCAGAAGAGCCUCAUAACCAUUCAGAGCCAAUCUCACUUGACUUAACACUCAAUUUCAACAACAAUGACUUAGUUGUUAAAGAUUCAACAGGAUUCUCGUUCUCAAGCACUAGUGGAAGUAGCAAUGAACUUGCCUCUCAAACUACUACUACCAUCCCAAGAGUUUUCUCUUGCAACUAUUGUCACCGCAAAUUCUAUAGCUCUCAGGCGCUCGGUGGCCACCAAAAUGCACACAAAAGAGAAAGAAUAUUAGCGAAGCGAGCUAUGCGAAUCGGGCUAUUCAAUGAGAGGUAUGCAAGUUUAGCAUCUCUCCCUCUCAAUGGUUCUUUCAGGUCUUUAGGUAUAAAGACACACUCUUCUCUACACCAUGGUUUUUCGCCACCAACAAUAUUAAGGCCUAAUCCUGAAAUAAAAAGUAACGUAAGAAUCAAGCAAGGAUAUAUUGGUCAUUCGAUAUUCGCGGAGGAUGAAGAAGCGGAACUGUUGUGGCAAGGUAGUUUCCAUCAUGAGGGAGCUGGUAAUACUCAUCAGAGUUCAAAUCUUUGUUAUAAUGAGGUGGAUGUGAAACCAUUGGUUGACAUAGAGAAUUCAGCACCUGAAUUAACAUUGAAACUUUGAAAGGGUUAUAUUAUUUGGUAUUUUACUUUCUGUUAUUGUUAUAUAAGAGCUCUGCGAAGAUAAAUUUGAAACAUAUAUGUAUGUCAACUAUAUAAUAUAUAUAAAUCAUGUUUAUUUUUGUA